UGUGCAUCUUGCUUUGGGCUUCUGCUUGCAUUUCCAACUGCUGUCACCAUGAGCUGCAACAUUAAGGAGACUAUUACUAUGUCUAGCAAAGGCAGGAGCAGUGGUGGCAGCUGUAUCAUUGGUGGUGGUGGUGGAGCACGGAUUUCUUCUUAUGGGAUAGGCAGUGGCAGAGGUUUUUCUGGAAGGAGUUACUGCGGUGGAGUGAAUUAUGCAGGGGGACUGAGUGUUGGUAGCUUGGCUGGUGGGAGCUAUGGAGGUGGCAACUGCUAUGGCAAUGGCCUGGGUUUUGGCCUUGGAGGCGGUGUGGUUGUUGGUGGUCUUGGUGGCGACUGUUUGCUUUCAUCCUGCGAUGAGAAGGUCACCAUGCAAAAUCUCAAUGACCGCCUGGCUUCCUACCUGGACAAGGUGAAGUGCUUGGAGAAGGAGAAUGCUGAACUGGAAUGCAGGAUCAGAGAGUGGUAUGCUACACAGGGACUCUCCUGCGAGCCCCGGGACUACAGCUGCUAUUACAAAGAAAUCGAAGAUCUUCAGAAUCAGAUUGUCUGCGCAACCAUUGACAACAACAAGAUCAUCCUGGACAUCGAUAACAGCAGGAUGGCUGCCGAUGACUUCCGUGUGAAGUACGAGACGGAGCUGGCCCUGCGCCAGAGCGUGGAGGCUGACAUCAACGGGCUGCGCCAGGUCCUGGACCAGCUGACGCUGUGCAGGUGUGACCUGGAGGCACAGCUGGAGUCGCUGCGGGAGGCUGGGGAGGAGCUCUCCUGCCUGAAGAAGAACCACGAGGAGGAAAUGAACUGUCUGAGAAAACAAUCGACUGGAGAUGUGAGCGUGGAGGUCAAUGCCUGCCCUGGACCAGACCUCAGGCAAAUCUUGGAGGAUUUGAGAUGCCAGUAUGAAACACUGAUAGCGCGCAACCGGAAGGAAGUCGAGGAUUGGUAUGAAUGCAAGAUUGAGGAGGUGAAUCGGGAGGUUAUUACAAGCGGUCAGGAGGUAGAGACGUGCAACAAUCAAGUCACCGAACUGAGACGCCAAUUGCAAGCCCUGGAAAUCGAUCUCCAAGCUCAGCUCAGCCAGAGAAACAACUUGGAAUCCUCUCUGGCUGAGACCGAGUGCCAGUACAACACCCUCCUCGGUGAGCUACAGAACCAGAUCACGUGCGUGGAGCAGCAAUUGGCUGAAAUAAGAACGGAAAUAGAGUGCCAGAACCAAGAAUACAAGACCUUAUUGGAUGUCAAGUGCCGCCUGGAGCAGGAGAUUCAGACCUAUCGGUGCUUGUUGGAAGGAGGACAGCAGGACCUUAUUCACGGAGGAGGAGGAAUCGGAGUAGGAACCGGUGUAGGAGGAGGAGUCAUUAGGACAAGCCACACCUAUACAACUUCAUCUUCCCACUGCCAGCCCCAAGUCCCACCCUGCAAGACCGGCGAUAUACAAGUGACCUGCAGGAGAAUCUGUGAUUGAGGAAUAACGGACUAGAAGAUGAGAUACAGAGGAACCUACAGCCAAAACAAGAACACUCGAUGUUCACUGCAUGCCUCUCUACAGAGAAAGUAGAAGUAACCCAGCGACGCUUUGCCAUGUAUCUAUAGGGGCCUGUUGAGGGGCACCUCCGUUCUGCUGCUUCUGUAAUGCUGUAAUUGCUAGAACUCAGAGUUAGUCAGGAUCACUAAUGUACCUGCUGGUGCAAACACUUCUCUAAUAAAACUUUGCUUCUGCCUGAUGCA
Molecule: messenger RNA, 1721 nt
Organism: Eurypyga helias (sunbittern)
Lineage: Eukaryota; Metazoa; Chordata; Aves; Eurypygiformes; Eurypygidae
Product: keratin, type I cytoskeletal 19-like
Molecular function (GO): structural molecule activity
Source: RefSeq, a predicted model, not a curated record